AUGCCUCGCGAUAGCUACACCGACUCCGAGAGUGGCUCGGUCACCCCAGAUCUCGAAGAGGCCAUUCUAUCCGACCGCUCGUCUAGUGCGGAAGGCAGGUUUGGUGGGCAGCGUGGACUGGCGGAACUCGAUGUCGCUUCUUCUCCUGCAGUCCUUGACCACAAGUCUUCAAGCAAGUCUCCUACGAAGAGUCCUGUCAGGCCUCAUGUCGACCACAUCCUGCACCAUGCGUAUACAACGCCUGGCGACCGCUUUCGGGCGACGGUGCGCAAGGUAAUCACCAUGAACCGUACUACGUCGUCAAUGAUGCUCUUGCGCCCUGGAAUUGGCGCAGAACCCGGUAUUGAUCCCCGCCGCGCCUCUGCGAACAUCAACUACGGCAACAUCAAGCAGCGCUGUAUCAUCGAAGUCGCAGACUACUCGACGAUGCGCAGCAGCUUCGGGCGUAUGACAAACCGCGAAUUUGUGAAGAUGUUGCGCGACCCCUCUGCGAGCCGCAGAGACCCAUGGGUGCGCGUACGCUGGAUUAACAUUGGCGGUAUCAGUUGGGACGUGAUCAGCGCUUUAGCUCUCAAAUAUGACAUACAUCCUUUGGCGCUGGAAGAUGUUCUCAGCCAGCGACAGCACUCACGCUCGAAAGUUGAUUAUUAUCCUCAACACCUAUUCCUGCGCAUAUUGUGUCACUCUCUCGGGGAAGAGAAUGCUCCUUCACCCGACGUCUCUCUGACGGAUCUGCCACGUUCUGCAUCGCCAGACUUAAUGGGCAUCGAUGACAACUCUGAUGAGGACGAUGAGGACCGCACGGUGUUUGGAAGCGCGAGCGGCUCACGCUUCUCGACGGGGCGACAGUCACUAAAGCAUCGGUUCGGCGGAUUUGGAAUGGCAGGAAGGAAGGAUCCGGAGAGCCAUGCAAUGGAGGAGCAGCCGCAGCGUGCCCCAACCUUCUUCUCCACAUUUACUGAGAAGCGGAAGAAAGUCUCUAGGGACAUGAAGCUCAUCCGUGAAUUGAAAAAGGGGGACCGUGUCAACGUGAGAAUCCAUCCAGUCUGUAUUUUUCUCUUUCGUGACGGCACAGUUAUCUCUAUCAAUCGAGAUGUUGAUGUCAACUACACCGCUCCGAUCACUGAACGUUUGCGGCAACGGCAUACUGGUUUACGGACAACAGCCGAUCCGUCCCUUCUUGUCCAGAGUCUGCUUGAUUUGAUGGUUGAUUCUGCGUUAGAAGUUGUGGAAGAAUACCAAGGCAAGAUUCUCAAAAUAGAACAAGAAGUGCUGUUGAAACCCGGCAUGCAGACUGUACGGAGGCUGCAUAUACUCCAAGGAGAUCUUAUCCUUUAUAAACGCACCCUUGAGCCGAUCAAGACCGUCAUUUAUGGUUUGCGGAGAUAUGACGAUGACCGUGUUGCCGCCCUCUCAGAGAAAAUCGAUCCCCACAUGAAGAUCCAAGGUUACAUGAGCCACAAGGCCAAGAUCUAUCUUGCGGACGUCCACGAUCACAUGGAGUACAUUUUAACUAGCAUGGACAUGUUUGCUGGAGUCAGUGAGAAUCUGAUCAAUUACACGUUUAACAUGGCAUCUUAUGAAAUGAACGAAGUGAUGCGUCGGCUUACUCUUGCCACAAUCAUUUUCUUGCCGCUCACACUCCUCACCGGAUACUUCGGUAUGAAUUUCGAAUCCAUGUGGUCGGUCGGUCACCACACGGAUCUUCUAUUUUGGGAAAUUGGGUUGCCGGUGAUGGCGAUCGUGAUUCCCCUGUUCACUUGGCCGGACCUCAAGAGGCUGGCACACUAUCUACAAAAACGUAUGAUGAAAAAGGAAAUCAAACGAGUGAGACACUUGUUCCGAAUGCCAUGGUAUGGUUUUCGCUGA
This is a messenger RNA of Postia placenta MAD-698-R-SB12, 1869 nucleotides long. RefSeq lists its product as hypothetical. Gene Ontology annotation, biological process: metal ion transport; transmembrane transport. Gene Ontology annotation, molecular function: magnesium ion transmembrane transporter activity; cobalt ion binding; cobalt ion transmembrane transporter activity. NCBI's taxonomy places the organism in Eukaryota, Fungi, Basidiomycota, Agaricomycetes, Polyporales, Adustoporiaceae. The transcript is spliced from 13 exons. Gene Ontology annotation, cellular component: membrane. Bases 1 to 1869 code for a protein of 622 amino acids. The record is from RefSeq and is a predicted model, not a curated record.